This is a messenger RNA of Xiphophorus couchianus (Monterrey platyfish), 2812 nucleotides long. It is a transcript of the gene capn12, whose product is annotated as calpain 12. Gene Ontology annotation, cellular component: cytoplasm. Gene Ontology annotation, biological process: negative regulation of apoptotic process; proteolysis. The transcript is spliced from 23 exons. The coding region runs from base 93 to 2393 and encodes 766 amino acids. Gene Ontology annotation, molecular function: calcium ion binding; calcium-dependent cysteine-type endopeptidase activity. NCBI's taxonomy places the organism in Eukaryota, Metazoa, Chordata, Actinopteri, Cyprinodontiformes, Poeciliidae. The record is from RefSeq and is a predicted model, not a curated record.
AAAAAGCUGAGUUGAGGAGAAAGCUGGAAGAAGUGCCUUUUAACAGUAGGACCGCUGUUUUUACACUCUUCUUCCUGUCCGCUCAGGUGCUGAUGGAUGUCAAAUUAGAAAGAUCAAAGCCCUCGUUGGCACCGAGUCAUUACUGGGACUCCAGCUCCUCUGGGGCCCCGGGGCCUCUGCAUUCCUUUCUGGUCUGGACCGAGCCGGGGAGGCGCUCCUUGGAUCCGGUGGGCAACAUGGCUUCUGACGGCGCUGCGGCCCCUCUCGGCUCCAUCGACAAUCCGGCGAAGUUCCAGAACCAGGACUUCGACGCUCUGCUGCAGGAGUGUCUGAAGGAUAAAAAGCUGUUUGCAGAUCCCACUUUUCCUGCUGAGCAGAAGUCCAUCGGGAUGCCCAAAGAUCCAAAUCCAGCGAAGGAGAUCAAAUGGAAGCGACCCAAGGAAAUCAGUGCAGAUGCCUUGUUUGUGGAGGACACCAUUGGGACGACAGAUAUCUGUCAGGGCCAACUGGGUGACUGCUGGCUGCUGGCUGCCCUCUCCUCGCUCACCGUCCAUUCGAAGCUCUUUGCUAAGGUGGUUCCCCCCAACCAGAGCCUGUCGGAUUCGUACGCAGGGAUCUUCCAUUUCAGGUUCUGGCAGUAUGGUGAGUGGGUGGAGGUGGUUGUGGAUGACAGGCUGCCAGUGCGCGAAGGCCGUCUGCUCUUCAGCUACUCUCGCACCCGCAACGAGUUUUGGAGCGCCCUGGUGGAGAAGGCCUAUGCCAAGUUGGUGGGGUCCUACGGGAGCCUGAAGGGUGGCAACAUCUCGGAGGGCAUGGAGGACUUCACGGGAGGCAUCGCGUACUCUCUUCCUGUCGCGUCCCGCACCCCUCCGGUCCUCUGGAGGAUCCUGACCGCCUCUCUGUCCAGAGGCAGCCUGCUCAGCUGCUUCAUCCAGGCCUCGAGCUACGCCGAGGUCGGUAAGGUGACGGCGGACGGGCUGGUAAAGGGCCACGCCUACGCCAUCACGGACACAAACAAGGUAGCAAAAGGACCGGAGGAGGUUCUGCUGCUGAAGCUGAGGAACCCGUGGGGUUUUGUUGAGUUUUGCGGCUCCUGGAGUGACAAGUGCAAGGAGUGGGCGGACACGGAGCAGUCGGAAAAGCAGCGGAUCAAGCUCAAACUGGAAGAAGACGGGGAGUUCUGGAUCAGCGCCGGUGACUUCAGCGCAAUGUUUAACGUCGUGGAGCUCUGCAGUGUGAGUCCAGAGUCUCUGGAGGACGGAGACACAUCCACCGGCCAGUCCACCUGGACCAUCAGCGAACACAAAGGCUCCUGGGUGUCAGGAAGCUCUGCUGGCGGCAGCCGCAAAUACAACAAGUCCUUCUGGAAGAACCCCCAGUUCGAGUUGGUGCUCAGAGAGCAGGACCAGGAAGACGAGGACGAGGAAGAGGAGGACGACAAUGACGGCGAGGAGGAUGAGAUCGACAAGGGCGAGGAGGUUCUGAAAGAGAAGAACAAAGCCAAGACGCAGAAGCAGAAGAAGAAGCACUGCACGGUGCUGGUGGAGCUGCUGCAGAGAAACCGCCGGCAGAACGACAAGAUCAACUUCCUGUACAUCGCUUUCCACGUCUACAAGGUUCCUCCUGAGCUGCAAGGUGCCUGCCUGGAUCGCAACUUCUUCAUGAACACCCGUCCGGUGGGUCGUUCUGGGACAUACAAGGCCCAAAGGGGCAUCUGGAGGAAGCUGCGUCUGGAUCCGGGUCACUAUGUCAUCGUCGGAUCCACUUAUCGGCCCAACCAGCCGGGAGAGUUCUUCAUUCGCAUUUUCUCCAAAACAAGAAACACUCUUGGGGUUCAGGACUUCACCUGCUCCUCUGACUACCUACCAGUUAUGGCUGCUCCUCUCGUCCCGGAGGACCAAACCAAAGUUGAGAAGACUUUUGAUGAGAAGGCCGGCCCAGAUGACAGACUGAACGCUCAAGAGAUCAUGGAACUGAUCAACUCAGUGUUUGACAAAAGUUGCCAUCUGCCUCUGGAGACGUGCAGACAGAUCAUCUUCGGAGAGGAUACCGAGGGGCGCGCCACUCUCAGCCGUGAGCAAGCAGAGACCGUGCUGGCCGACCUGCUCGCUCUGCAGUCCGUCUUUGUUCAGUUCGAUGAGGACUCUUCUGGAAGCAUCAGCCCCUUCGAGCUCAGCUUGGCACUAGAAGCCGUCGGAAUGACGUGUGACGGCAAAGUAGUCCAGCUCCUUUCUGAGCGCUUUGUGGGCGGAGAGCCUCACCUGUCCUUCCAUGGCUUCGUCUCCUGUGUCUCCAGGCUGCGCAAACUCUUUGCUCUGUUUGAGGUCGAGACGAGCCCAGAGGUGAAAGACAGAGGCAUCAACUCUUGGCUGCUUCGGUUUCUGGCUCUGUAAAGGAGCAGCAUGAAGAUGAGCUACAGAUGGAGCGAGACGAGCCGCCAGUGGGAUAAAAUAACAAAAAUGUAACGUGUUCUACAAGAAAAGCUCUUUUCGUUUAAGUUUUCUUGUUCUUGUAUCAACAACUUGAAUAGUGGUUAAAUAUUUCUGAAUGGUUCUUUAGAAAUUAUUUUCUUAAUUAAAAAAAAAAUAGACUGCUUCAAGCUUUCACUUUCAUAUUCAAACUUUUUGUUUUUUAUUUAGCUGACUAAAUAUAACCCAGUGUUUUUUUUCUUCCAAGUUUUGAACCGACUUAGAUUAAAGUUUUCAUGAUUUUUGCCAGUUAAACUUGAUGCAUCCUUUUUAUAUUUGUUAUGACUUUCUGCCCAUAUCUAAAUAAAAUUAGGAAAGGUCUUCCACUCUUCCUUUAAAACCGA